Messenger RNA from Anneissia japonica, 474 nucleotides. RefSeq lists its product as uncharacterized. Lineage: Eukaryota; Metazoa; Echinodermata; Crinoidea; Comatulida; Comatulidae. Bases 1 to 474 code for a protein of 157 amino acids. The transcript has a single exon. The record is from RefSeq and is a predicted model, not a curated record.
AUGACUUGUCAAAUUUCACAGAAAGAAUUAGCAGUUCCUAAUUGCAACAAUCAUAUGGAGACUGCUAACGCUGUUUGUACUCACCUUAGCAGCAUAGGUAAAAAUCUUAAAUCACUAGACAGACUAUCCCUACCGGUGUUUUUGCCUGCGGCUGAACCCCGAUACAUUCAACCAUGGGAUGUCGUCAGAAUCAUCAAUAAACUGAAUACUAGGAAGGCUGGUGGUCCAGACAUGAUUUCUGCUCGAUUCAUUAAAACAUUCUCAUAUGAAUUGGCCGAACCUCUAUCAUGUAUUAUUAAUGCGUCUUACCGUGCACUUGAGGUGCCCAGUGAAUGGAAACGUGCCCAUGUAGUUACCAUCACUAAGGAUCCGAAGCUUCCAGCUACACUUGAUAAUAUACGACCUAUUGCACUUACCGACCUUUUUGCAAAAAUUGCGGAACACUUUGUGGCAAGAGAUACAUUAAAAAAAUGA